This is a messenger RNA of Lipotes vexillifer (Yangtze River dolphin), 3639 nucleotides long. Its product is annotated as KIAA1614 ortholog. Gene Ontology annotation, biological process: establishment or maintenance of cell polarity; regulation of cellular localization; centrosome cycle. Bases 1 to 3639 code for a protein of 1212 amino acids. Lineage: Eukaryota; Metazoa; Chordata; Mammalia; Artiodactyla; Lipotidae. The record is from RefSeq and is a predicted model, not a curated record. The transcript has 10 exons. Gene Ontology annotation, molecular function: protein binding. Gene Ontology annotation, cellular component: cell cortex; apical plasma membrane; nucleus.
AUGGAAGGGAUGGAGGCGGCGGCCCGACCUGCCGGCGGCAGCCUUCAAGGACCCAAAAUAGAGAGCAGAACAGCCAGCUCCAUGGAGGUGACCUCAACUGUGGAGAGAAGUGGCCCUGAGCCACAGCCAGAGAAUGGACACCUCCCAAGAUACUGGCCCUGUUCUCGAGAAGACAGAACACCCAGCCUGAUGGCCCCCCAGCCUCCUGGGGCACAGGGGAUACAGGUCCAAGGCCCCUCUGUGCUGGAGUCCAAGGUGAGGGCCUUGAAGGAGAAGAUGACAGCAGGCAAACAGGGGGCAAGCCCCUGCCUCACUUCUUACGAGUGGCCAUCCCUCAAGAAACCCAAGUGCAGACGAGUCAAGGUGGGUGGAACCAGGACUCCAUCACAGGGGUCUUCCCUACCUGAUGCCUUGGUGGUCCAUCAUGCUCAGAAUCCAAACGAUGGGUUGCUGGAUAGCAGCGUCACUGAGGUGGAGUCCACCAGGAACAGGGCUCCUGGGCCUCCCAGGUCGCCUGCCUCUGGGCUCCAGAGCUGGAACAGGAGGAGCCCGUGGCCUCCAGAAGCAGUACGGACACUGCCUGACCACGACAGGGCUGUGCCGCCAGGGCCCAGCUCUUUGCAAGAGAGCCCCAUGCACAGAGUCACUCCAAGCCAGCCUGAGGGCUCUGGUCCUUGUAACAAAAUCACCCACAGGCCCAGCCUGAGGAAAGGAAGGUCAUACCCCCUGCAGGAUGGUCUCGUCACACAGGAAGACCUGGACAGCUUGUCUCUGACGUCCGAAGAGGACUUCGUCCCCAGGCCAGCCCUGCUGGGGGAGCUCUGGAGAACUGGAGACCUGGGGGCCCUGGGCACCGGGGGCAGCACCUUGUCCCUGUCUGACCGUGUGGAGAGGAACCGCCUUCUGCUGCAGGAGAUGCUAAGUGUUGGGGGGCAGGGCCCCUCCAAGGUGGGAAGCCCAGCCUGGACUUCAUCCCGGGACAGAGCUGUGCCAGAGCGACUAGCAGGGGACGUGGACUGGGACUCCGGCAUCUCCCUGCAGGACGCUGACCAGAGCAGGACCUUUAGUCCCAAGCCGGAGCCCGUGCUGAGCCCCAGGCAUGAGGAAGCCAAGCAUCUGCUUCAGCAAGCCCGCAUGAAGGCCAGGACCCGGCCCGUCCGUGCCAGCCACGAUAUUGUGCCCACCCUUGCCCAGGGCAGCCGAGAUGGGCAGAAAAGCCCAGCCUUGGACCCGAGGAUGACCCUUGCCUGCAGAGACAACCUCCAGAAUGGGAACACGAGUGACUCCUCCAGUGGGGAGUCCAGCAGCGGGCAGUGGCCGAAGCGGGCCGCCUCCCCGUCCCACGUCCGCUUUGAGGAUGAAUCAGCCCGCGACGCCGAGUCCCGCUACCUCGAGCGGCUGCAGCAGCGUCAGCGCCAGGUGCUGAGCACCACGCUGCAACCGGCGGACCAGGGCCCCCUGCGCUCCAAGCCCGACCUCGCCGACUACGUCCACGGGGGCUGCCGGCGCCAGGACGCAGGAGCAGGGUCUCUCCACCUGCUGCUGGGCGGGCUGGAGCCCCGGGGCCUUCCCGCGCCGCCGCCCGCUCAGGGCAGUGAGAGGAGGUGCCGAGCCUGCGGCCACUGCAUCUCCCCCGACCCGAGGGUCCUCCGGGAGCGCGAAGCCGCCUGUGGGAUGGAGGGGGCGUUGGCGCAGCCCCGCAGCCCUCGGGGCCUGGGCGGCCCCCUCCGGCUCUUCCCUGCCGAGCCCGGACUCCACACUGAGUGGAUCCGGGAGACACACAUCGGGGGCCAGGCACGCCCCGAGGAGGUAGACUCGGCCCUGGACAGCACGGACACCUCCGACAGCUGCAGGACCGACAGUGAGGAGGCCGGGACCUCGCAGCCCAGUAGGGUCCGUGGCAGCAGCCCCCGUCUGCGGGCCUCCAGGACUCGGGGAGGCCACAGGUGGUUCCAAAAGGCUGAAAUGGGGCCGCUCCGGAGCCCCCAGGCCCCACACCAGCUGCCUGGGCUGGAGCUAGUGGAGGUGUUGGAUGAGGUGACAGAAGGCAUGGGACAGACGCCUGAGGGGACUUUGCUCCCCAGAGAAGAUGCUUUCUCUAAGCCUCUUGUCCAGGACUCUAAGAGGGCUUCCCUGGGGUCCCAGCCUGGAGCAGGGCUGGAAAAUCACUGGGCUCAGCCCAUGGAUUCCCGGACAGCCUAUGCUAUCGCCUCUUCCAUGAAGGUGGGCUCCUCGGGACCAGGCAGACAAGCCCAGAUUGUAGAGAGCCAAGAGUCUCUGGGAACUGACUCCCCGAAUCAGAGCCACACAGAGCCCUCUGCACCCCCCCAGGCCCAGCAGCCAACCGCUUCCCUCUCCUCCGAAGUCUGGGUGCCGACCCCUCCCUCUUCAAAGAAAACCACCUCCCCUGUGUCUCACAGAAAGUCAGCCCUGGCUGGACUUCGCAGGCCAGGUGACCAGGGAGAGCCUAUGGACACCUCCGUGCCUUCUUCCAGAAGCGUAGUUCCCAGGGCCUGUGAGCUCACCCGGCCGCAGCCCCAGCCCCGCAGCCCCUGUGUCACGUACCCACUGCGGGCCCCGUCCACCGGUCACUGCAACAACAGCACGCCCCAGGGGCUGCAGGAGCCCUGGGGAGGAGCCAUCCUCACGGGCAGUGGGGAGAAGGGCACCUACAGCCAGAAGCCUGCAGUACCGCCGGAGGACCACGGAGAUGGAGGACUCCAGGGCUGUCUCGCCUCAGCAGCUGUUGGCACCAUCAGCUCCAAGGGCAUCACCUUCUCCCCGGCCUCAGAGGAGACAGAGUCCGGCCAGGAACCAGAGGGCGGCCUGCAGAGGACAGAGCCGAGUUCUGUAGGGCAUGUGUCAUCCCGAGCAUUGCCAGGGGCCAGUGUGGGACCCAGCCUGCCCUCAGCUGCCCCUUCUGACAAGAACAAGAAAAGCAGCGGCAGCAUCUCCUCCACCCUGGGGCUGAAAAAGUUCUUCUUGGCCCUGACAAGUCAGGGCACAAGGCCCAAGCUGGGCAAGUCCCGCAGCUACAGUGUGGAGCAGCUGCAGGCCCCUGCGCCCAGCCCGGCUUCACACACCAGCGCCCCCAAAAUGAAGAGAGCCCCGUCGUUACAAUCCCUGCAUCCGGUGUCACCCUCUCGCCAACGUUGGAAAGCUGCCUCUUUUCAGAACCUCCAUUCUCUGUUGAGUGGCAAGGUGGACCGGUCCAACCUCUACCUGGUAGGGGAGCCAGGGCAUCACAAUGCAGCUGACAGGCCAGCCAAGGCGCCGCCCCGGCCCUCCCUCAGCGUGGAGGACGUGAGUGCCCCGGGCCUGGCUCGCGCUGUGGGCCGCAUGGUGGAGGUGUUCCCAGAUGGCACAAGCCAGCUGCAGCUACAGCGCUCCCCGGAGGGCACUUUCGGCUUCUGUGUGGCCUCUGGGAACGGACGCCGGGACUCAGGGCUCUACGUGCAGGAGAUGGCUGAUGAGAGCACGGCCAAGCUGUACUCGGGGCUGCUGAGAGUGGGGGAUGAGAUCCUCGAGGUGAACGGGGCCAAGGUUGCAGGGCUGGGCUUGGCUCACAUUAGGGAGCUCCUGGCCCACGCGGAGAGCUUGUCGAUCCGUGUGCUGAGGCAGAGGCCUGUCCCACAGUGA